Sphaerulina musiva SO2202 is the source of this 636-nucleotide messenger RNA. RefSeq lists its product as uncharacterized. The transcript has a single exon. The coding region runs from base 74 to 385 and encodes 103 amino acids. NCBI's taxonomy places the organism in Eukaryota, Fungi, Ascomycota, Dothideomycetes, Mycosphaerellales, Mycosphaerellaceae. The record is from RefSeq and is a predicted model, not a curated record.
GGCACCCACUCCACCGUAUAGCGGAUACACACAAGAUCCGUAUGGACCGCCAGACUUUCCUGGCUCCAGUAUCAUGGCCCCGUCAUUCUCCAUACCAAACCCAUUCAGAAACACUGCGAUGAACCAAUUGUUUCAUGGUGUAAGGCCAACGUCCACCCAGAGACCUUCCUCUGCAGGCUAUCUUGUAUCACCCGCAAAUGGGUAUGUGUCUUAUCAAGGAUUUGCAGGUCCGAACGAGCUCGAAGUGACCGCGGGCAAUGUGCAGGAUAUGGUUCAGGAAUCAGCUGCAUCGCCCGAGCUGUCAAUGGAAUACAGUCUGCGUUCUGAUGAGAAUACGUACUCCGACGUUGACUGGUCGAUUUUGGAUGCAGAUGCCACACUCUAGCCGUGGCGAGAACUGCUUUUCAUUGAGGGCCGGAACAAGUUGUAUUACUGUUCCUAGGAUAUGACCAGUUCCAGGGAUGCAGGAUCGGCGGAAAUUGUCACGCAGGCGAACGGAAUAGUGUUGUGAGGAUGAUCUUGCACACAGGCAACCGUUCUCAUCGAUGAACACCACGGAAAUCCAGAAGAGCAGCUGUUCCAGAAGCCAAGAUUGUUUUAGUUAGUUAAUUAGUAGAUUUGUUAUCAUCAUGAAAG